GUAAUUUAAUUUUCACUCGCAAUUGCAACUUUUCAUUAAUCACAUUGAUGCUCUGUUAGUCAGCCUCUCUCUCAAGGGGCUGUUCCCCGGUCAACGGACAUGCUCAGCGAUGUUUCUUGUGCUGACGAAUGCAGGCAAACUGACGUAGGAAACGUAUCCGUGCCGAGGUCGAACCGUUACGAUGUGUUAUGGACAGAUGACUUUCGGCCUCUCGCCAAGCAAUCGGUCAACUCUCGUGGAAAUUACAAAGGAGUUGUUCAAGUCAUGGUGCCCCUUUCGGGGAGUGCUAGGAAUAGUUUGGCAUUUAAAGAUUGUUUCGUCAGCAAGUCGACAGGUGAGCGACGCUCAAAGAUCACAAGCUUUUUACCAGACAGCCAUUUGAUCGCCGCCCCAGUCACGGAAAAGAUGGCGUUGAAAAUCCAUGCUCCGCGCAGAAUACUGUUUACGGUGUUCUUGGCGAUGCUGUUUCCCGCGAAUCAAGCCGUAGACCCAGGUGUUGUCAUCAAAACUAAGCUAGGCGCCCUUCAGGGGCUAACUCAGGUAAUUCCAAACGCCCACGGGUCUGUAACAGCUAUCCAUAAAUUUCUGGGAAUUCCCUACGCUGCACCGCCAAUUGAUGAGCUACGGUUUGCGCCACCUCAACCGCACCCGGGAUGGGAAGGCGUCCGCCAAGCGACACAAUUUAGAAGCAUCUGUAUGCAGAUGAUACACCAUUACAAUGUUUCUAUCCGGCAGGCUUGGGAAGGAUUCGCGGAGGCUGAAGAAAACAUUGGGGAGGACUGCCUGUAUCUUAAUAUCUAUACACCCCACAAUGCAACGAUAUCUCGUCAGCGUUAUCCAGUGCUCGCCUACAUUCAUGGCGGAGGGUUUUUCGCUGGGACACCCGUACGCGUCGUGUCACCUGGGGAAUAUUUACCUACUCGUGGAAUCAUUCUUGUCAGUAUUCAAUAUCGCUUGGGCCCCUUUGGUUUCUUCUCAACUGGCGAUUCCACUGCACCAGGAAAUUAUGGAAUGUUGGAUCAAGUUGAAGCACUGAGAUGGAUCCAGGGGAACAUUGAAGCCUUUGGUGGCGAUCCUUCUAAGGUGACGCUUCUUGGCGAGAGCGCAGGAGGUGCUAGCGUUAAUCUUCAUCUUCUUUCGACCCUGUCAAAGGGUCUUUUUCAUCGAGUAAUAAGCGAGAGUGGAAGCGAUCUAUCCCCAUUUGCCUUCCACGCAGAAUCAGGUGUGACCGAGGCUUCGAUGAGGCUUGCUAAGGAGUUAAGCUGUGUUAAGGAAAAGAACCACAUGUUAGCGUGUCUCCGCUCAAAAUCAGCGCAAGAUAUCUUGAAAAAGGCACACGAUUUUUUGUUUUACUUCCCUGUAGUGGACAAACAUUUCCUGGAAGAUUCUCCAAUAAACCUCAGAAGGGCUGGAAAAUUUCAAAAAUUACCAACCAUUGCUGGGUUCGUGAGCGAUGAAGGUUCUUUCUUGCUGAACAAAUCCUUAUCAAAAUACAAUAACAAGAUUUUUAAAGAGAGCAUUGAAAAACAUAUAAUUAUUGGGAUGGGGCCUUCCAAAGACCAUAAGCCACUUAUAGUUGACGCUAUCGAAUUUCAGUACACCCACUGGCCAGGACAAAACAAUUCAGUGAAGAUUCGCCAAAGUAUUAUCGAUGCCCUGACAGACUACUACAUUGUGGCACCGACAUAUGCAAGCCUUCUCUACCAAAGCCAGGAAUCUCCAACAUGGCUCUAUGAGUUCCAGCAUCGUUCUGAUCACAGCCCCAAACAAGGCUGGGAAGGGGUAGCUCAUGGUGACAUCACAGCGUAUGUAUUUGGAGUUCCGCUUCUGAAUGGAUCUUCGCCACACCCUUACACUGAGGUCGACAGAAACAUCAGUGACUUCAUGGUAACAGUCUACACAAAUUUUGUCAAGUUUGGCAAUACAACACCGCAUCCUGUUCAUGGAAUCAAAUGGAGUCAAUUCCUUCCAAAUGACCAAAUGUAUCUCCGCGUGGAAGCCAACCCUGAGAUGUCAAAAGAUUUCAAGCCUUUAAAAGUUGCAUUUUGGAAUGAUUACCUGCCUGAACUCUCAAACUCUUUGUUAGAGAAACUCAGUAAAUGCUCAGGCCCGGACGUUAAGGCAACGCAAAGUCACAGCAGCUAUUUACACAAAGUUUCCCAUUGGCUCUUAUGUCUCAUGCUGUUUUGGGUAAAUAUUUGUUUCUUACUUUCGGUCAACUUCUUCUAAAAUCGGCAUUUAGCUAAACGCUAACAAAAUGGAUUGCCUCCAGCAUCCAAAAACUGAUAAGUAGAGAAAAUGGAGGCAAAAAUGUGAUUUUUGUUGCUUCAGGUGAGAUCGUCGGCAAACGUGAUUCGAGUCACAACCUAAACUAAUUUUUUAAUUUUUUUUAAUCGCGAAAAUAGAUAAUCUGCAUGUAAACAAAAACUUGGACAAUUUCGCAGGUUCGGAUCAAAUUUGUUGUCUGAUAUAGGAUAAUAUAGGAUAAAUUGUAAAGUAAGAAUUUCAUUGCAGUGCAAUUUUUUUUGGCAUCGCAAACGGUUAGGCAUAAAGACCAGGACAAGAGCAUUUCUUAGCAGCAUUUAAAGGAAGUUCGCCCGGCCAGGGGCAUGCAGGAAAAUUGAGAGUUCCCAUUACCGAAAUCACAAUUGAAAACAAAUAUCUCGGUUAUCUAGCGGAAAUUCAUUAAGCAUCUGUCGGGGGAAAGCAAAACACUCUAAUAAGGCAAACAGCUUGAAUCUGAUUAGCGUCAAAACGAUGAAAAUUGCCGCGUCACUAAACGAGACUUGCUAUGUAAAAAGGUUAAAUUAGUAUAUUAUCCUGUACAUUUAAUCAAAAUUAACAAGUUGGAAGUCAUACGAAUCGAUGAGGUACACAAAAGAUUGUUUUUUAUAAGUACAUUUUUCAAAACUUCAACGUAAAAUGCAGACAGAUCCUAAGAGAAAAACUAUAUAUAAACGAUGAAAGAAAAUUAUGUACAUGCUGUAAUAUCCAAUUCACUGCCAUCCAGUUUAACUUCGUGAUAAAACAAGUAUGAUAUCAUAUCUCACUUUUUGUAUUACAUCUGUUUUUUGAGUUUGUAAACGAGGAUUUGCAAACAAAAUUGAAGAGGUUUUGGUGCAAUAGAUAAAUUACUUAACAGUAUGUUUUUCUAGCAAUGGAGGAAAGAAAGCAAUACUGACAUAUACGGCCAGUUGCUUUUAGUGAGAGAAUCAAUUUAUCACAAGACCGAUUGUUAUAUGCAUUAGAGAAGAAUGUUUUCCAACGUAGUGAUCUAAGACUGAACGUGUUCUUCGUGCUAAGUCGAGUAGUUCAGAACGACCUUUUGUAGAAGAAAAAAGGCUUGUAAAACAUAAAAAUAGAAGGAAAAAACGCAUUCUUUUGCUUCCAGAACAUUCCGCAGAGCCUUUAAUUGAGCGUAAGUUGCUAAAUGCAAAACAUAUUGGGACACUUCAUUGAAACGAAAUAUUGCUUGUAAGGUCUUCUUUUACAUUCUGUAAUUUCUCUUGCGUACAUUCAUUUCCGCCGUCUUUGUACAACAAACAAGCAAAAGUCAAUUGUAAAUAUUUGCAAAAAAUGUUCGCUGGCUUCACUUGAAAAUAUACUAUACGAAACAUUCUAGGAAGAUAUUUUGCCUUAGUCAUUGUAUUACUGAUAAACGUAAUAUUUCAUUUUCAAUGCCAAACUAUUUGGCUUUACACAGCCUGUAACAGACUCAUUCUUGCAAGAGGUGAACAAGGCCUGAAAGCUUUGUGUUUUGUUUUCAUUUCGUUGAUAUAUGUUACUAGAUCGUCUGAAAACAAACUCUUCUUUUCUAGGGAGAAAUAAAGCAAGCCGAAA
Pocillopora verrucosa is the source of this 3840-nucleotide messenger RNA. Its product is annotated as acetylcholinesterase-like. The record is from RefSeq and is a predicted model, not a curated record. Lineage: Eukaryota; Metazoa; Cnidaria; Anthozoa; Scleractinia; Pocilloporidae.